AAAGUUUAAGCCCAGCCCAAGCCGACACAUUAAAUUACAGCGACAAAGCCGUGAAUUCUACAACGCACGCGCUACGAUGAAAUUCACAGAUUCACCAGUGAUCGAACUGCCGGUGCGCGACGCCGUCCUCUCCCUCCAACAAGACAACGGAUCCAUACACGUCGGCACCUCCGUCUGGCCGUGCUCCUUAGUCCUCGCCAAAUUCGCCGAACGCUGGGCCCUACACGCCCCCAACAACCCCUACUCUAACCUCCUCGAUUUCCGCCGACGCCGUGCCAUCGAGCUCGGCACAGGAUGUGGUGCCGCUGGCAUGGCUUUCCACCUCCUCGGCCUCACCGAUCUCAUACUCACCGACAUCUCUCCCGUCAUGCCCGCUCUCAAGCACAACCUCAAACGCAACAAAUCCGUCCUCGGCAAAAGCCUAAAGACCGCCGUUAUGUACUGGAACAACCAGGACCAAAUCAGGGCCGCGAAUCCGCCUUUCGACAUCGUGAUCGCUGCCGAUGUUGUUUACAUUGAGGAGUCCGUGGGCCAGCUUGUGGGGGCCAUGGAGGCACUGGUGGCGGAUGACGGCGUGGUGCUGUUAGGGUACCAGUUGAGAUCGCCAGAGGCGGAUAAGUUGUUCUGGGAAUUAUGCGAGACUGUUUUCUCCAUCGAGAAGGUUCCACACGAAGAUUUGCAUCCCGAUUACGCUUACGAGGAGACUAGUGUUUACAUUUUCAGGAAGAAGAACUAAUUAUGAAUUGUAUUUUUUUUUUCCUUUUUCAAUGAAUUGUAUUUUCUGUUAUCAGAAACUUUUUGUUUUCUGUUUGGAUAGAAUUCGUUGACUCUUUUC
Molecule: messenger RNA, 835 nt
Organism: Rubroshorea leprosula
Lineage: Eukaryota; Viridiplantae; Streptophyta; Magnoliopsida; Malvales; Dipterocarpaceae
Source: the annotation of a GenBank genome assembly